AUGGGUCUCCUUACCUUGUUGAGGAAGCUAAAGCGAAACGACACGGAGCCACGUAUUCUUAUCCUUGGGUUGGAUAAUGCUGGAAAGACAUCUAUUCUUCGCAAACUUUCAGAUGAAGAUCCAACUACCACCCAAGCUACGCAGGGAUUUAAUAUCAAAUCGAUCAAUUGCGAGGGAUUUAAGCUUAAUAUGUGGGAUAUCGGUGGCCAAAAGGCGAUCCGUGUCUACUGGCCCAACUAUUUUGAUGAGGUGGACUGUCUAAUAUAUGUUGUGGACUCCGCUGACAGGCGCCGCUUGGAUGAGACCGCGUCGGAACUUGAAAAUCUUCUUCAGGAAGAAAAACUGCGAGAAGUCCCUUUUCUUGUGUUUGCCAACAAGUGUGAUCUCGCAACUGCGCUUUCUCCCGAGGAUGUCAGUACUGCUUUGAACCUUCAGAGCUUGCGCGAUCGUACAUGGUCUAUUCAAAAAUGCAGUGCCAAAACCGGGGAGGGUCUUCAUGCGGGCCUUGAAUGGGCAGUGAAGAACCUGAAAAAGUAG
Trypanosoma cruzi is the source of this 537-nucleotide messenger RNA. RefSeq names its product ADP-ribosylation factor 3, putative. Gene Ontology annotation, cellular component: cytoplasm; microtubule cytoskeleton. The transcript has a single exon. Gene Ontology annotation, biological process: cilium assembly. Gene Ontology annotation, molecular function: GTP binding; GTPase activity. Bases 1 to 537 code for a protein of 178 amino acids. The record is from RefSeq and is a predicted model, not a curated record. NCBI's taxonomy places the organism in Eukaryota, Euglenozoa, Kinetoplastea, Trypanosomatida, Trypanosomatidae.